UUGCCGCUGCCGCAUCGCAUCGCACCGCACACACCGCAAUCGGUAAUCGAAUCGGGAAUCGCAACGAAUCGGCUCGAAACGGUUUUCGAACAAAAAAAUAUAUAAAAACAUAUCGGUUGAUGUUUUCCAAAAAGAAUAUAUAACCAAAAAAAAAUAAUAUUCAAGCAAACGAAACGGCCAGCAAAGAAGAAGAGAGAAAAAAAUAUCGGUGUUUUGCCGUCGCUAAAACCCCCAUCAAUAUGAACAAGCAGGAAGAAAACGAAGACGUAUUUUAAUAAUACAAUAAAAAAAUAUUUAAAAUAAAAACUAAAAAUAAAAUUUAAUAAAAAAAAAGUAACAACAAACGAAGAGAGAGAUUAUUUCGAGAACAACAAAUAAAUCUCGUGCACACGCACGUGGGCUUGCAUGUGUGUGCGUGUGUACUAGUGUGUGCCUGUGUGUGUGUGUGAGCAACUAAAACAGCAUCUACAACUACAACAAUGCACUAAAGCAACUGCAACAACUGCAGCAACAACAACAACGACAACGCACCGACACCAGCAACAACAACGCACACCAACACAAAAUAUACAGCUCUGCCGUGGAACUAUAUACUCUGCAUAUACCAAGCCAAGACUUAUAAAUAUAUCUAUAAAAAAAAACACUUCAGGAAGUCAGUUCACGGCCUCAGAAAGACCGAAUCUUUUGCACAUCACCUGGAAACCUAAAUGCCGCAUCUAGUCUAAUGUAUCGUCAGAAGUCUACAGAUUAACUGUUGUUCCUAAGCCGCCGCUUGAUGAAUAUUGGCCACGAGAAGCAUCCGCACUUUCAUCCGCAUCCGCAACCGCAACCGCAUCCGCAUCCUCAACUGCAAUCGAGCAGUCGGUCAUCCUCUGAAGUUCACCGUUUGGCCGCCGGUGGUUCGAUUAGUCCAUCGUCUUUAUUGUACCACCUGCCCACCACCGUCGCCGCCUCCUAUCGCCACCCCCUGCAAGGUCAUGAGCGGCAGCAGCACCACCCAACCCACCACCACCACCACCAGCAGCAGCAGCAGCAUCAUCAUCAUCAACUUCAACCUGGGGAACUGCACCUGAACCCCGAGUCCGCUUCGAUGGUGAUGACCCCCAGCCGCCGCAGUUCGCCGCCCCUGCCGCCGCUGCCCCUAACGACACACCAUCCACAUCCGCACGCCCAUCCGCAUCCACAUCCGCACCUGCCGCUGGCGCUACCGCUGCGCCACCCACUCACCCUGAAUGCCAACGCCGGCGGCCAGCAUUCGCCGUCCCGCUCGCAAUCACAAUCGCCGGCACAAUCGAUGAGCGCCCACUUUUCCCAGCUGGCCCAUGCCCAGCUGCAUUUUCAGAAUCAAUUGCAACAGAAGAUAUCGGCGGCGGCGGCAAGUAGGAAUAGUAAUAGCAGUAGUGGAGGAGGAGGUGGUGGAGGCGGAGGUGGAGGUGGUUCCGGAUCUGGAACAAAAACCGAUAAUCCCAUGAAUCCCCUGAGUGAUCUGCAGAAUAUGCAACCCUUUGACUUUCGAAAGAUCAGCUCGGCGGCGGCCCUGGGCGCCUUUGGUGGUCCACUGCCUCUGCCGCCCAGUCCCACGGAAUUCGGCCACCAUCAUCACCACAGUCAGCAGCAGCAGCAGCAGCACCAGCACCACCUGCACCGGAGUAACCAGUUCUUCAAUGCAAUGGCCAUGGCCUAUCACCUGCCGCCGCCACCGCCUCCGCCGCCACCGGAUUCCCGCUCACCGCCGCCGGCUCAACAGUAUCCGCAUCAAGGAGGCUCUAGUUCGGGCUCGGGAUCGGGUUCCGGUUCGGGAUCUGGCUCGGGAUCGGUGGAGGAGUCGGCGGGCAAGCAGCAGAGGGGCAGCGACAAGGGUUCCGCUUCGGGGUCUUGCUCCAAUUCGGGCGUUAGUUCGCAGAGGAUGACCCGGCUGGCCCUGUCCUCCAAUAUGCGGGCCAGCAGGAAGGCCCACUCCCCAGGAGGGGGUGGAGGUGGAGGAGGAGGUGGAUCAUCCGGAGGAGGCUCAUCUGGUGGCAAGCGGCAAUGGGGCUCCAUGCCCGCCAAUCUGGGCACCCAGUUCAUCAAUCCCGUGACGGGCAAGAAGCGGGUGCAGUGCAAUGUCUGCCUGAAGACCUUCUGCGACAAGGGCGCCCUCAAGAUUCACUUUUCGGCGGUGCAUCUGCGAGAGAUGCACAAGUGCACGGUGGAUGGAUGCAGCAUGAUGUUCAGCUCGAGGCGAUCGAGGAAUCGCCAUAGCGCCAAUCCGAAUCCCAAGCUCCAUUCGCCGCACCUGCGACGCAAAAUAUCGCCGCACGAUGGACGCAGUGCGCAACCGCAUCCGCUCCUGCUGCAGGCGCCCAAUGGUCUCAUGGCGGGAUUGGCGCCCUUCGGCAGCUUCCCGCUGCUGACGCCGCCGCCAGAUCUGAGGCACCAUGCGAUGGGUGGCGGAGCGGGUGGGGGCGGGGGAGCGGGAUCGGGAGUCGGAGGAGCCCUGGAGAUGAAGCAUGGCCAGGACUACCUGCAGAGAUCCUACUUGGAUGCCGGACGAUUCGAGGGGCAGCGUCGCAAACUGACGCUGGAGAACGAGCACACGGAGGACGAGGACGACGACGAGAUCCUCGAGGUUGGCAUCCACAUGGCCGGCGACGAUGACGACGACGAGGCUGACGGCGACGAGGACGAGGAUGAGGACGAUCCCGAUGGCAUCGUGGUGGUUGGCGAUGAGCUGGACAGCAUUCCGCUGGACCACGACAACGAUAACGAUCACGAUAACGAGCACGAGCACGAGCACGAUAACGAUAAUGAAAACGACGAGAGCGACGAGCGCUCCACGUCGGCGGUUUCCAGCCUGAGUCAAACCAAAGAGCAAUCCAGUCCGGGCAAGGUCGUCCAGUCCGGCCUUGAGGAGUGCCACACCUAUGCCCACGCCCACUCGCACGCCCACGCCCAUGCGCACGCCCAUGCCCAUGGCCACGCCCAUGCCCACGCCCAUGCCCAUGCCCACGCCCAUGUCCUCGCCCAAAUGGCGGCCAAUAAACGGAAACGCAAGAGCCAAAAUCCAGUGCGAUGUCCGGUGCAAUCGGAUGAGAAUUCCGGUGAGAAUUCGAUCGACUACGAUGUGGCCGCCGAUUUGUCCAUAAAGAAGGUGCGUCUGCCAGCGCAGGCGGCACCCGCAUCCGCCAAAGAAACCGAGGUGGGCGAGUCCACCAAGUCGAUACCAUCACCACCCCUCACGCCCUACGGUGAUCUCAGGCCGGUGGGUCUCUGCAUCAAGACGGAGCAGGAUCAGGAGCAGGAACAGGAGCAGGAUCAGGAGCCGGAAAGGGAAACGGAACUGAAGCGGGAAAGGGGUGAAAGGCCAGCCGGCAGGGAAAAGGAUCCACCGGUGGACACCACACUGGACCUUUCGCGGGCAGCGGCCGCCAUCAAGCUGGAGCCCCUGGAGGAGAUCAACUACGAGGCGGACGAGAAUCGCUAUGUGCGCAUCAAACAGGAGCUGAUGGGUGGCGGCGGCGAUGGCGAUGAUGAGUCCUUGGCGGAGGAGUCCAGCGACAAGACUGCCAAUCACAAUAAUAAUAAUAAUAAAAGUAAUAGGAAUAGUUUGCGGCGCGAGGAGAGCGGCAAUGGCAAUGGCUUGCAACCGGAUGCGGAAACGGAAACCGAACCGGAACCGGAAGUGGAACCAGAACCGGAAGUGGAGCCCGAAACGGAGGUGCCCGAGGUGCCCAUCGACAAGGAGAAUCCUCUCAAGUGCACCGCCUGCGGCGAGAUAUUCCAAAAUCACUUUCAUCUCAAAACGCACCACCAGAGUGUCCACCUCAAGCUGCACCACAAAUGCAACAUCGAUGGCUGCAAUGCGGCCUUUCCCUCGAAAAGGAGUCGCGAUCGUCACAGUUCGAAUCUCAAUUUGCAUCGCAAGUUGCUGUCGACCAGCGACGAUGAUCACGGGCUGCUCCAUGCUCCGGUCGUCAUGCCCACGGAUCCGCUGCUCGAACUGAUGAGUCUCAAUUUGAAUAACAACAAGGGUGGCUUUCCGCACAUCGUUGGCUCAGCCGGUGGCGUGAAUCCCGCGGCGGUGGGCAGCAUCCAGGCGGAGAUCCUGGCACGCCUCUGUGCCGGUGCCCAUGCCCAUGGACUGAAUGUACCGCUCUGUUUCGAGGCACUGCAGCAUCGUUUCGCCUAUCCGCUGGUCAGCGGCGAUGGAUCUGCACCGCAACACCAACCACCGCCACCAGCACCCAAUCCCCGCCUGCUGCUCGGCCAUGGAGGCGGCAUGUUUGCCGGACUGCCAAGGAUGCCGCGAUUCCCCCAGCUGACGCCCCACAUGCUGGCCGCCGCCGCUGGAGCCGGUGGUGCUGGUGGUGGGGGUGGGAAUCCAGCCGUUGGCCUGGGCGGACUAAGUCCCUUCUGCCGACGCACUUCCUCCGACUCAAAUUCACAGCACUCGAUCACGCCGCCGCUGCCGCUGCUGCCCCCAUCGCUGACGAAGAGAUCCCAAUCCCGAUCCCAGUCCAGAUCACCGGAUCACUGCGUACGGGGGGAUGGAGGACAUCCCGGCGAGGUGGCCGGCGCCGAGGAGGCGGGCCAGCGGCAAAGUCCCGAUCGCAUAUCAUGACCAUGUACCUCGUACUAUGCCAAGGCUUUGGCAUUCUAUCACUAAGAGCCGAGGGCCCCCAUGCUCAGAUAUGCCGAGAUACGGAUUGGGAUAUAUAUGUGUAUCUAUAUCUAUAUCGAAAUCUAUCUAAUAUAUCUAUACCAGAUGCAUAUGCAUUGCUCAUGCUCACAUCGAGGAUCGGAGAUCGCGAAGAUCGAGGAUCGUCUGCCGCUCAUAAUACGAAGGAAUACUUUCACUUAGGCUAAUGCUAAAAAUAAAAAAUAUUUAGAUGGAUCAACUAGCAUUUUUUUUUCUAUACAUAAAUAUACACACAAUAUAUAUAUAUACAUAUUUAUUUAUAUAUAUAUAUAUAUAUAUUAAUGAGUCCCUUUUUUUUUAAUUGUACUUAUGGAAAACUGAUGUUUUGUGUACAAGCGUCGUGUUGUAGAGAAUUUAUAAAUGGCAAAGAAAUAACAAGUACUAAAUAAAUAAAUAACGAUACAUAUUGUUAGUGAUACUCGAUUAUGUAAGUUAAAUAAAUAGCCACUAAGCAGCGUGAGUAACGUUUUUUUUUUUUUUAUUGUAACUGAAAUAUUAAGUGUGUUGUAUAUGAUAUGACGAUGGCAAUGGGAAUGCAAUUAGAAUGAGUCAACAACGACGAAACGCUUUAUAUGAGGAAACGAACCAGAUUUGAUUACAGAUUGCCGUUUGCCGAACCUAGGUAGGGUCACUCAUUGAAAGUCCUCAUUAUCCAAAAUCGAUAUAAAAAAAAUACGUUCUGUUGUUUUUUUUUUAUUACAAACAAAUCCUAAAGUAAUUAUGUAGUCGGUUAGUUAGUUCUGAAACAGUAACCAGACAAAUACCUUCAACUCAUAUUUAAGCUAUAUAUGUUUGCAAUAAAAUAUCUGAAAAUUCUUAAA
Messenger RNA from Drosophila subpulchrella, 5499 nucleotides. RefSeq lists its product as uncharacterized. Gene Ontology annotation, biological process: regulation of DNA-templated transcription. Gene Ontology annotation, cellular component: nucleus. The coding region runs from base 776 to 4600 and encodes 1274 amino acids. The transcript is spliced from 5 exons. Lineage: Eukaryota; Metazoa; Arthropoda; Insecta; Diptera; Drosophilidae. The record is from RefSeq and is a predicted model, not a curated record.